Talpa occidentalis (Iberian mole) is the source of this 536-nucleotide messenger RNA. Its product is annotated as P antigen family member 3-like. Bases 124 to 447 code for a protein of 107 amino acids. The record is from RefSeq and is a predicted model, not a curated record. The transcript has 5 exons. NCBI's taxonomy places the organism in Eukaryota, Metazoa, Chordata, Mammalia, Eulipotyphla, Talpidae.
UGACUUCUGGUUGCGCGCACGCGCAGUUGAGCACUAGCGUCCGGCGCCGAGCUGUGUGAGGAACGUUUUACCGACUCUCCGUCUUGAGUCUUUUUUGCUAGCUGAUACGUAGAGGUGUGAAAUAUGAGUGAGCAAUUGAAGACACCAUUUAAACUUAGAGGAGGAGAUGAUGAUAAAGUACCUUUGCUGCCUGAGCUUGUGGGGCCUACUGAGCAACCUCAAAAAGAGGAACCACCAACUGAGAUGGAGGCUGUUAAGCCUGGUCAAGACAAAAAGGAUGGAGCAUCUGUGAUUGAAGACCGUGAUCUGGAAGCUAUUAAGCAGGAGCUGACUCAUCCAAGAACUGGACGUGAUCGUGGAGGUGAGCCUCAUGCCAAGGGGAGGAGCCUGAUUAAUCUGGAGCCCAUUAAAAUGCCGGAGUUAGAUGAAGAGCAGCUGAAGUUCUAAAUGGAGACCAACUGAGACCAAUACAUGCUACUACUCAUACUAUGUUGGAAAUCUCACUAUUAAAAAUGUCUCAAUAAAGGUUUUGUGCU